Notolabrus celidotus (New Zealand spotty) is the source of this 2302-nucleotide messenger RNA. RefSeq names its product CPD photolyase (gene cpdp). Gene Ontology annotation, biological process: photoreactive repair. The transcript is spliced from 10 exons. The coding region runs from base 170 to 1837 and encodes 555 amino acids. Gene Ontology annotation, molecular function: deoxyribodipyrimidine photo-lyase activity. NCBI's taxonomy places the organism in Eukaryota, Metazoa, Chordata, Actinopteri, Labriformes, Labridae. The record is from RefSeq and is a predicted model, not a curated record.
GUUUAUUUGAUCAAAAACAGCAUUACAAAACCACCAUACCAGCGUGUACAUGUAACUGGUUGUGUAAGGAGAAAUACGACUGCAAGCGUCUUUUUUUUCACCGGGCUGCAGAGAGACUGCUAAGUUUGUCUUCUGACUCUCACAGAAUUGCUGUUAUUUCAUUCAUUGUAUGUUGCAGUGCAUUUGGAGGAGCUCGUCUUUAUCCUUUGCACCAAGGCACUUUGUGAGGCUUAUUUCCCACAGCAGUCGAAGACCCACCUCAGUGUUCCUCUUCUUGACGGAGACAUCUGCAAGUCAAACCAUCAUGUCUGACAGAAAACGCAAGGCACCAACAGAUUCCGCCAAAAAGCCCAGCGCUAAGCAGCAGAAGAUGAUCCCCGUGAAGGAGGAGAACCAGGGGCGAGCUGGAGGCUGGCUGCAGGAUCAUCUGAAGCAGCAGAGGACAGAGAACAAGGACGUGAAAUUCAACAAGAAACGCCUUCGAUUUAUCUCUAAUAAUGAGAAAACGAAGAAGGGCUCAGAGGGUAUACUAUACUGGAUGACACGAGAUCAGAGAGUACAAGAUAAUUGGGCACUGAUCCAUGCACAGCACCUUGCAGUGAAGCAGAGCCUUCCUUUGCACAUCUGUUUCUGCCUGGUUGUCCCAAAAUCAGACUUCUCCACUCUGAGGCAUUACAGCUUCAUGCUGAAAGGUCUCCAAGAAGUUGCAACGGAAAGUAAAAAAUUGGAUAUCCAGUUCCACUUGCUGCACGGUUCACCAGGGGAUGUCCUUCCCAGCUUUGUCUCUGAUCAUAGCUUUGGGGCAGUAGUGACAGACUUUUGUCCACUCAGAGAGCAGAUGCAGUGGUUGGAGGACGUCCAAAAAAAGCUUUCGAAAGACAUUCCACUCAUUCAGGUUGAUGCCCACAAUAUUGUUCCCUGUUGGAUAGCAUCACCUAAACAAGAGUAUUCUGCCAGAACCAUUAGAGGAAAGAUCACCAAGCUUUUGCCAGAGUACCUCAUCGAUUUCCCACCAGUGGAGAAACAUCCCUACACAGCUACAAGAACUGCCAAACCCAUAGAAUGGGAUGAGACCUUGGCCUCCCUGAAGGUUGACAGAUCAGUAGAGGAGACGGCGUGGGCUAAGCCAGGCACCAAGGCAGGGAUGGCCAUGUUGGAAUCCUUCAUUGAUGUUCGUCUUAAGCUGUUCGACACCAAACGCAACGACCCAAACUUUCAAGCCCUCAGCCAGCUCUCUCCUUGGAUCCGCUUUGGUCACUUGUCAGCCCAACGUGUGGCCCUGCAGGUUCAGCAAAGUGGAAAGAAGGCAGCUAUGCCAGUUGGCUCCUUCAUUGAGGAGCUGGUGGUGCGCAGGGAGCUGACCGACAACUUCUGCUUCUACAACAAGAAGUACGACUGUGUGGAGGGUGCGUACGAGUGGGCUCAGAAGACUUUGAAAGAUCAUGCCAAAGACGAAAGGCCAUAUAUCUACUCACGUGAGCAGCUGGAGAAAGCAAAGACACAUGAUAAACUCUGGAAUGCAGCUCAGUACCAGAUGGUCAGUGAGGGGAAGAUGCAUGGUUUCCUGAGGAUGUACUGGGCCAAAAAGAUCCUGGAGUGGACUCCUUCACCAGAGGAGGCACUCUCAAUAGCUCUGUACCUGAAUGACCGCUACGAGCUAGAUGGACAGGACCCCAAUGGCUUUGUUGGAUGUAUGUGGUCGAUCUGUGGCAUUCAUGACCAGGGCUGGGGAGAGAGAGCUAUUUUCGGGAAGAUCCGCUACAUGAACUACAAGGGAUGCCAACGGAAGUUUGACGUUGCCGGCUUCGAGAAGAAGUACUGUCCCAAACUCAUCUGAAGGCUUACAUUUUCAAGAAGAAUGCCUAAAAGCCUUUGAAUAUUCCAGCCUUAUCUCAGGGAGCUUUUGUAAAUCCUAUCCAUUGGGGAGCGCCUUUUUUAUAGUUCUUUAUUGCUUGUUUUGUCCCAGACUGUCGGUUUGUUAUUGCCUGGACUGUUUCUUAUGCAGAAUGUUCAGACGUCUUGUUUACACUUCUAAGUACUGUAAGCUUGUACUUUAUGUUUGUGCUGACGUUGCUUAACAUUAGACAGUGACCUUAGCGGAAAGAGCUUUUUUAAUUUACUCAUAUGUUACUGUUUUAUUGUCGUUUUUUUAAAGUUGCCUUUAUCGUAAGCAAAGCCUUGUUUGUGGUGCGGGUUCAUGAUUCAUUUAUAUCUCAGUGCAUGCUGUUGUGUUCUGUGCAUCUUCUCUCUCCUAGAGGGCCCAGACUGUACCAUGAAAUAAAAAGUUUUUUUUAUUUCCUUA